Molecule: messenger RNA, 1302 nt
Organism: Scomber scombrus (Atlantic mackerel)
Lineage: Eukaryota; Metazoa; Chordata; Actinopteri; Scombriformes; Scombridae
Gene: zbtb25
Product: zinc finger and BTB domain containing 25
Biological process (GO): regulation of transcription by RNA polymerase II
Cellular component (GO): nucleus
Molecular function (GO): RNA polymerase II cis-regulatory region sequence-specific DNA binding; protein binding; DNA-binding transcription factor activity, RNA polymerase II-specific
Source: RefSeq, a predicted model, not a curated record
AUGGAGGUUUCGGCUCACAGCCUCUUCCUGCUGCAGCAGCUCAACGUUCAGAGAGAAUUCGGCUUCCUGUGCGACUGCACCGUUGCCAUCGGUAACGUGUACUUUAAAGCCCACCGAGCCGUUCUGGCCGCUUUCUCCAACUACUUCAAGAUGAUCUUCAUCCACCAGUCCAGCGAGUGUAUAAAGAUUCAGCCCACAGACAUCCAGCCGGACGUCUUCAGCUAUCUUCUCCACAUCAUGUACACCGGUUUGUGUCCGAAGCAGCCGGUGGAUCAGAGUCGUCUUCAGGAGGGAAUAAAGUUCCUUCACGCCUACCAGCUGUGCCGAAAACCGGGCGAUGGCGCGGCCGACGCCGCCACCGACGUGGUCCGCAUGUCCAACCUGUACGGCAUCCAGAUCUCCUCCCAGCUGGCCAACAAAGACGCUGCCGGAGUCCCCAAAUCCAGCACGGCGUCACUGGAGGACGGGCGGCGGGGGGGGGCCUCCCUCGCCGUGGGGCUGGACGGCGUCCCGUCCGACCGCCACGCAUCGUCGCUACGCAACGUCUGCUCCGUGGCGUCCGGAGACGACUCGGACAUCUCGAAUCGCAUCAAGCAGGAGCGCGUGGAGGACGAGGAGGACGGGGAGGGAGACCCGGGGGCGGGGGGGGGGUCGCCGUCGCAGGACAGCAGUCCCAGUCUGCUGUUUAAGGAGCGAGUGCCGGUCCUGCUGUGUCCUCGCUGCGGCGAGCGCUGCUCGUCCCCCGAGGGUCUGCGAGAGCAUCUGUUCAGCCACGCCCUCGACCCCACCCGCCUCAUGGGGGGGCUGGACGGCGGCGGGGAGGAGGGGCCGGCGGGGGGGCAGGAGCAGCUGGACGCAGGCUGUCUGGAGGAGGCGCUGCGGCAGAGCCAGGCGCUCGCCAACCAGCUGGCCGCCGAGCUGCGGAGGAGCCGGGGGGGCGGAGGGGGGGGAGGGGGGAGCAGCCCCGCCCCCGCCGGCCUGACCUCACGGAAACGUAAGAUCGCCUGCGCCGUCUGCAGCCUGCGCUUCUCCCAUAAGAGCCAGCUGCAGGAGCACAUGUACACACACACCGGCAAACCGUCCCGCUACCACCGAUACAACCGGCUCUGCAGUCAGCUCUUCCAAGGCUCCGCCCACUGCUGCGACGUCGCCGCGGAGACCGGCGGAGGGGGCGGGGCCUCGGCGGGCGGCGCAGCGCUGCCGGACGACGCCAACAGAGACACGCAGGACAACGGCAGCUCCUGCUACUCGCUGGACUCUGAGAUCUCACAGGAGAGCGUAGACGGCGUCACAGUGGAGUGA